GGACCAAGUGCAGUUGGCUUAGAACGGUUGAUAGAACAACACGUUCGCCAGCUGUCAGACAAAAAUUCACUUUUUUACAUUAGCCCCACCUAUUUUUUUCUUUUUCUCUACUUCUUCCUUUCGUUCUCAUUCUAAAUUACUUUUCGCGUUUUGGAUUUACUUCCUGGCUUCCAAAAUCCAUUCCUUUCUAAUAAUUCUAAAGAGAAUAUUAUUCAAUCUACGAAUAAUUCCUUUAUAAUUUUUAUCCGUUCGUUUAUCUCUUACAUCGUUUCUCCUCGUAAUCUCUUUAAUUUAUUUUUAUUUCUCUCGUUUAUAUUUAUUAUAUCCUAUAAAAUUCUAUCACCUUACUGCUUCCAUUAUCGUUAAAGUUUUAUUUUGUUCGUCAUAAAUCUUCCGUCGUAUUGAGAUACAUUUCCGGUACGAUAAUCGUAAGUAAUCUUUUUCGUGAUUAAGUGUAAUAAUAAUUAUUUUCAAUUUGAUUUAAAUAUUUUUUAUUAUCCGAUAUCGUUUAAUAUUCGUCGAUAUUUUUAUCGUCUAUUAUUAUUAUUAUUAUUAUUAUUCGUUUCAACGUCGUCGUGCCGGAUUUUAUCCUCUUAAUGCGUACGUGCGUGUUUGUUCGCGCUCGCGCGUAAGAGUAAAAGAGAGAUAAAGAGAGAAAGAGAGAGAGAGAGAGAGAGAGAGAGAGAGAGAGAAAGAGAGAGAAUUAUCGAUUUAAGUUCGACGAGGAGAAGAUAGUUUGGAGUGAGCCAGUUGAUCGGUCACGUAUCACCACAAGGGAGAAGAUCUCAAAGAGUUUCAAUGUCGUGGAACGUCAUCGGGCAAGUUCUUUUAAUUUUACUUGGUUUAUUUUUUAUCGAUGACGUCACGUCAGAUCUCAAUGGGCCAAAGAUUUUUGAAAGGGAUCGAUCCUACAACGAUGACCUGUCUAACAUUUAUACGACACUGAUAACUGUCGGAAUGAAUGAGAAAUUGUUGAAACCAGUGGAGAAUCGUGAUUGGAUAGGACCAGAAAAUCUUGGCCAGAUUUCUGGUGUCUCGGUGGAUCCUUUGGGAUAUCCAGUCGUCUUCCAUCGCGCCGAUCGAUUGUGGGAAUACGGUACUUUCACCAAUGACAACGUUUAUCAAGAAGAAUAUAAAGGACCGAUUAAAGAAAAUACUGUAUUAACGUUGGAUCCUAAAACUGGUGAAGUUAUACGUGGUUGGGGAAAUCACACGUUUUAUUUGCCACACGGUAUAUACAUUGAUAGUUUUGGAAACGUGUGGUUGACCGAUAUUGCACUCCAUCAAGUUUUUAAGUACGACAGUAAUGGGACUCUCGGAUUGUCACUUGGUCAACGAUUCGAGCCAGGAAACGAUUUUGAACACUUUUGUCAACCAACGUCGGUAGCUGUGGCACCGUCAACAGGCGAGAUCUACGUAGCUGACGGAUAUUGCAAUCGUAGGAUUGUUCUCUUCGAUUCAAUGGGAAAGCCACGUUACAGCAUAGAAGGACACCGAAUAAAUCUACUGAUACCACAUUCAUUAACGAUAUUAUCCAAUGGAGAUCUCUGCAUUGCUGAUCGAGAAAAUGGAAGAGUACUUUGUGUAAAUGUUAGACCUUUUGGAUCGAAAAUCGUUAUCUCUAAACCACCGUAUUCUGUCUCAUUCUUUGGUCGAGUUUUCGCUGUUGCCUCUUAUCGUGACUGGAUUUACGCCGUGAAUAAGAUGGUGUUCAGUUCAAGUGCAAUAGGCUACAUGAUAAAUCCAUAUACUCGAAGAAUCAGCAAUCUAUGGUUCCCUGAAUACGGCAAUUUUCAAAAUCCACAUGACAUCGGGAUAUCCCCCAACGGCACGUCACUUUACGUCAGCGAAAUAGGUCCUAACAAAGUAUGGAAGUUCGAUUUGAUAAAAGAAGUAUGAAAAUCAACGAACGAUCCUAAACUUGUGUAUAAAAAUGACGUUAACCAAAGAAAAAAAAAAAAAAGAGAAAAAACAAAAAAAAGAAAACCACGCAAAAAAUAUAAAAAGCCCGAGCGAAUAAUAAAA
Vespa velutina is the source of this 2025-nucleotide messenger RNA. Its product is annotated as peptidyl-alpha-hydroxyglycine alpha-amidating lyase 2-like. The transcript has 7 exons. The coding region runs from base 799 to 1899 and encodes 366 amino acids. The record is from RefSeq and is a predicted model, not a curated record. Lineage: Eukaryota; Metazoa; Arthropoda; Insecta; Hymenoptera; Vespidae. Gene Ontology annotation, cellular component: extracellular region; membrane. Gene Ontology annotation, biological process: peptide metabolic process. Gene Ontology annotation, molecular function: protein binding; peptidylglycine monooxygenase activity.